Haliaeetus leucocephalus (bald eagle) is the source of this 392-nucleotide messenger RNA. It is a transcript of the gene TIMM10, whose product is annotated as translocase of inner mitochondrial membrane 10 homolog (yeast). Gene Ontology annotation, cellular component: mitochondrial inner membrane. The record is from RefSeq and is a predicted model, not a curated record. Lineage: Eukaryota; Metazoa; Chordata; Aves; Accipitriformes; Accipitridae. The transcript is spliced from 2 exons. Bases 76 to 348 code for a protein of 90 amino acids. Gene Ontology annotation, biological process: protein insertion into mitochondrial inner membrane.
GAUCCCCGGCCCGAACCGAACCGAACCAGACCGUGCCGAGCCCGGCGGAGCCGAGCGGGUCCGGGCCGGGCCGCCAUGGACCCGCUGCGGGCCCAGCAGCUGGCGGCCGAGCUGGAGGUUGACAUGAUGGCCGACAUGUACAACCGGAUGACACAGGCGUGCCACCGAAAGUGCGUCCCCCCCCACUACAAGGACGCGGAGCUGUCGAAGGGGGAGAGUGUGUGCCUGGACCGCUGCGUGGCCAAGUACCUGGAGGUCCACGAGAGGAUGGGCAAGAAGCUGACGGAGCUGUCACUGCAGGACGAGGAACUCCUCAAGCGCGUGCAGCAGGGCACUGGCACUGCCUGAACCCCCCCGCUCCCCGUCACCCCAAUAAACUGGAGGCUUUGGGC